AUGAGACGAACACCGUUAUCGUGGGCGGCACGGUAUGGGCACGAGGGUACAGUGAAGCUGCUUCUUGAAUCAAGAAAAGUCGACGUCAACUCGAAGGAUCGUGACGGAGGCACACCGCUAUGGUGGGCAACGCGAUACGGGCACGAGGGGGUAGUUCAAGCACUGCUUGGGACAGGCAAAGUUCAGGCCGACUCGAAAGACCAGGAUGGCCUAACGCCGCUAUCACAGGCAGUAAAGAACAGACAUAACGUUGUAGCUGAACUGUUGCGUGAUCACAUUUCUAAAGACCGUAGUCGGUCUAUUUUAGGAAGACUUAUCAAGUCCACAAUAGGCUGA
Molecule: messenger RNA, 336 nt
Organism: Dothidotthia symphoricarpi CBS 119687
Lineage: Eukaryota; Fungi; Ascomycota; Dothideomycetes; Pleosporales; Dothidotthiaceae
Product: ankyrin
Exons: 2
Coding region: 1-336 (111 amino acids)
Molecular function (GO): protein binding
Source: RefSeq, a predicted model, not a curated record